UGUCCCUAGAAUCUAGAAUCUGCAAAAUAUAAAAAAAAAAUAUAUUAGAGGGAUCAUAAAAAUUGCACUUUUUUUUUAUUUAGUACUGCCCUGAAUAAACUAUUUCACAAAACAGAUCUUUACAUAUAGUCCACAAGAAUAAUUAACAUGAAUCACCCAUUUCAAAAGCUGACACCCUUCAUUCUUUUGGAUUGGAUGAUCCAAAUAUUGUCGGAUAUUGUUAUUAUUUUGUCUUCCGGAUAGUAGAAGAUCCUUGCUAGGUUUCAGUAAUAAUUGCAUUUAAAUGUCUAUUUAUGAAUCUUGACCCUUCAUUCUUUUGGAUUGGAUGAUCGGUGGACAUUGUUGUUAUUUUGUCUUCCGGAUAGUAGUAGAUCCUUGCUAGGUUCCAGUAAUAAUUGCAUUUAAACGUCUAUUUAAACGUUCUGAUUUUAAAGAGAGGGAGAGACUGGAGUGUUGGCUGAGAGAAAGUACCUUAUCAUGGAUUUACCGGAGUUCCAAGUCUGCCUGGGCACAGUAUAAAUAAGGCUGGGUUAUUCCCCAUCAGCAUUCACUUGCCAUUGCUUAAUCCAGCAGCAGGAUGUGGAACAUCAGUGAAGUCGCUCUUCAACUCCCAACUUCCACAGCUUCAGACCGUCUCCUCCAGCCCCUGUGGGACUACCUGUAUCAUCAGCACUACAGCCAGGUCUCGUCUCCGUUCUUCCCAGUGCUGCUCGCCUUCUCCAGCUACUUCAUCUUCAGUGUCCCCUUCACGCUCCUGGAUGUCCUAGGAGAGAAAGCUCCUCUUUUUAAGUACAAGAUCCAAAAGGAGCGGCGUCCCACCGUCGGCAUGAUGCUGAGGACUCUGGGGACGGCGGUGUACAAUCAUCUAGUGUUUGUUCUGCCGGCUGUGUUGAUCACUAAUGUGGUGAUGCCUGCGCCUCCACUUCCAGCAGUUGCUCCGACAGUAUGGGAGCUGUUCUCAGGCGGGUUGGGGGCUUUGCUCGUCUUCGACGCCCAGUACUUCCUCUGGCACAUGGUGCACCACAAAAACCCUCUCCUGUACAGAUGGGUCCAUGCCAUCCAUCACGAUUACACCUCGCCGUUCUCCUGGUCCACACAGCACCUGAGCGGCGUGGAGCUGAUGACGGUGGGCUUCUGGAGUAACAUCGAUCCCAUCCUGCUCAAGUGCCAUCCUUUGACCGUGUGGACCAUCACAGUCUUCAGCAUUUGGAUGUCCGUGGAAGACCAUAUCGGCUACGACCUGCCAUAUUCUCCUAGCCACAUGGUUCCUUUUGGGCUUCUUGGAGGGGCGAUGGCCCAUGACACGCAUCACCAGAAACCCAGCAGCAACUUUGCACCUUUCUUUAGUCACUGGGACAGACUUUUCGGCACCGCCGUAACAGUGAAACGGACUCAUAAAAGCGAUAGAGAACAGUAGACUGUUUCAUUGGUUUUAAACCUUUAAUCAGUGUAAAUAUAAUACAUUUUACUACUUGUAUAAAUCUUGUACUUCUGUCUGCAAUAAAAACAAAUGUUUGUAUAUAUCAUUGUGCGUCUUGGAGAGAGGUUUGGGAUCAUUGAAUUUGCUGUCCAUUUGUCUUAUGAAAGUAUUUGUUAUUUAUGUACAGUAGCA
Pimephales promelas (fathead minnow) is the source of this 1612-nucleotide messenger RNA. It is a transcript of the gene ch25hl1.1, whose product is annotated as cholesterol 25-hydroxylase like 1, tandem duplicate 1. Gene Ontology annotation, molecular function: oxidoreductase activity; iron ion binding. The record is from RefSeq and is a predicted model, not a curated record. Gene Ontology annotation, biological process: lipid biosynthetic process. Lineage: Eukaryota; Metazoa; Chordata; Actinopteri; Cypriniformes; Leuciscidae.